CGAACAAGUAGCGGCGAUCGCAAUCAAUUAGGCCCCGCGGUACGUAAAGGGAAUUUCGAGAGAGGGGCACGCCUCUCGGGAAAGUGGGAGCAGCCAAUCUAAAUGCUUUCGCCGCACAUCAAAAGUAAUCUUGUUAUAUGUGCCAGCCGAAGGGAUCUAAAUAUUCAUUCUGUCAAAAACGUCUUGGCUUUGGUUCCGCGGCCGGUGGACGACUAGUGAAAGUACGCACGCACCGGGGUGGUACCCGGGGGUUUGAAUGAGAUGACAUAAGAAACGGGUUGUUUUGGUACUGUAAUUUUGCGGGUUUUGGGGGUUGGUAUUUUAUUGGCGGAACUCGUGGCUAGUGACAUGUGCUCGCGGAGGAGGUGAUGGAGGAUAACUGUACGAUGCGCCCGUGCGCCACAGACUUUAGCAUCGCGGCGAUCAUGUCCAGGCACGGCAGGGCCAGGACCAGGUGCAGGGAUCGGGAUCCGCCGGAUGCCAUCUCGCCGCUCGAGAAAUUCGUGGAGACGGCCUCGUCGGUGCCCUCGACUCCCGAGCCGGCCACUCUGGACUGCACGGUGGUGAGCGGCGGCGACAACGAGAGCGGCCGGGACUCGCCGGUGGACGUGUCCUCCACGUCCGAGUCGGGGACGGCCUCGACCACCAAUUCGGGCGGCCGCAGGUCGCCCAGCACCAGGAACCCGCUGCUGCAGGAGCGGUGGUCGUGCGAGGAGCUGAGGAACGUGACGUGCCACCUGGAGACCAAGGACCUGUGGGAUAAGUUCAACGAUUUGGGCACCGAGAUGAUUAUCACCAAAACCGGCAGGAGGAUGUUUCCUACGUUGAGGGUGUCCUUCACCAACAUCCGGCCGGAUCAGAAGUACGCGGUGCUGAUGGACAUAGUACCGGUGGACAACAAGCGGUACCGCUACGCCUACCACAGGUCCUCGUGGCUGGUGGCCGGGAAGGCAGAUCCUCCGGCGCCCUGCAGGAUCUAUGCGCAUCCCGAUUCGCCGUUCUCCGGCGAACAGCUGCGCAAACAGGUGGUCAGCUUCGAAAAGGUGAAGCUGACCAACAACGAGAUGGAUAAACAUGGACACUUGGUGCUCAAUUCGAUGCACAAGUACCAGCCCAGGAUACACCUGGUGAAGAGGAACGAGGGAUCCUCGGGGAACAUUGUAGAUUUAGAAAAUGAAGAGUACAAAACGUUCAUAUUUCCUGAGACCAUCUUCACCGCCGUUACUGCCUACCAAAAUCAGCUGAUAACGAAAUUGAAGAUUGACAGCAACCCAUUUGCCAAAGGUUUCAGGGAUUCCUCGCGUCUGACAGAAUUUGAAAGUUUCUCUUACAGGGAGACGAUGGAAUCGAUGCUGGCCGAGCAGCACUACUUCCGCUCACCGUUGAGACCGUUCGGCGAACUGGACACGCACAACAACAACCUCUCGCUGGAGGAGAAGGCCAUCCUGGCCGCCAGAUCUCAACUGUUCCUGCGGGCGGCGGCCGCCGCAGCCGGCCCCUACGCUCCGCUGAUGGGGGUGUACGGCGCGGGCGCCUCGCAGAGCACCCCGGUACCGCCGGGCGUGCUGUGGAACCAGUGGGCCUGUCUGGGUCCGUCGCUGAUCGCCGCCCAGCACCAGCACCAGCUGGCCGUGGCGGCCGCCGGCAGCAGCCAGUUGAACUCGCCGAUUUCGCCGCUGGCCAGGCCGCUGGCGCAGCACAGGUACUCGCCGUACGCGCCGCCGCCCAGGUCCUCGCCCGACACGAGCCUGAGGGACGACAGGGACUCGCCCAGCAGCCCGACCUAGGGCGUACACUUGUGAUAUGUAGCGGAAUUGUAGGCAAAGGUUGGCUGGGUCGGUGAAUGGGGGUGCGGAUGUUCCUAGAUGGAAAAACGUUUCCGAACGCAAUACUGAUUUUAGUUCCUAUUAGUUUUUAGACGUUGUUCUCGAAAAUCAUCACUAACACUAUUUCGACACCGACUAAAAUGGUACUAAAUCCAAAAUGAAUGCACCUUAUUUAACCGAUUCACUUACACAGCCAUCGUGUACAUAUUAACUCAACUGUAUGAUAAGCUAGGUAUAAAAUUUAAAUAUUGUUAAGUCACUGAAAAUUGUCUGUUAAAUUGACGUGUGAAAUGGAUGAGUUCCAAAAAUAUCUCUCUGUUAACCGACACCAAUUAACAGAUGCCAAUUCAUCUGACAAUUUCCAACGACCUGGAGGUUCCGCUAACUUAAAAACCAGUUCCGAAACGUUGUACAAUACUUGUGUAAAUAUCUAUUUAUAAUUUAUUACAGCCUGUAGAAAUAAGAACUGUUCCAUUACGUCGAUCAUCAACCGGGGGCAUUAAGUGUACCGCAUCAUUUAUUUUAACUUCACUUCCUUCAUAAGACAAGAACCGUUGAAAGACGUAAUGGCUUCGUUUGUAUAAAUGAUUCGCUGGUAAUUGUCACAUAUGGUAACAGCUUUUUUGACUGAAAGAAAAAGAUCAUUAACGUGCAUCAAUCAUGAUCAAAAUUGCAAUUAUUUCGAGGCUUGUGUAUCGAUUGAUUUUUAGGUUUUUUUUUUGUUGUUGUUGUUGAGGGUGCAAAUACCAGCGCAUGUGGUUCUAAAUUAUUUGUAAAAUCCAGAUGCAAAACUAGACCGUCGAGAGGACGGUGUUUUGUACUUCUUCUAGUUUUUGUACGUCUGGUACUCCGUGCAUUAAAGUGCUGCUUUCUGAGUAUAAAAUAAUGAACUUGUUGUGUAAAACACAUAAUACAUAUUUAAUUUAAUUUUAUUGUAAAUUUUCAA
Molecule: messenger RNA, 2772 nt
Organism: Aethina tumida (small hive beetle)
Lineage: Eukaryota; Metazoa; Arthropoda; Insecta; Coleoptera; Nitidulidae
Product: T-box transcription factor TBX20-like
Exons: 6
Coding region: 369-1787 (472 amino acids)
Biological process (GO): positive regulation of DNA-templated transcription; regulation of transcription by RNA polymerase II; heart development
Cellular component (GO): nucleus
Molecular function (GO): RNA polymerase II cis-regulatory region sequence-specific DNA binding; DNA-binding transcription factor activity, RNA polymerase II-specific
Source: RefSeq, a predicted model, not a curated record